UCUCAACGGGUCGUCGAGACGGUGUUACGGUGUACGCGUCGUCGCGAGGUACCGGCGAGUCCUAAGACCACGUGAUCGACCUUCAUCGGCGUAUAAAGUCGUAGCGGUUGUUCUUCAUUGCGUGUCGGGCGUCCUUCGAUAUCAGUCGGUCACUCGUCUUCAAACGCAGUUCUUUUAUCGCGCAAUGACAAAUUACCGUCGAAUCGAUUCCGGUAUUGAUUAAAAAUCGUGUUUCAACCCUCGGUCGCGAGUGAUUGAAAGCGUAGUGAUUCUAAUCACGUGUACGUCGUUUUUCGUGUGUAAUCGUUUUUCUGUUCGUUAGAGUCGUAGUUAAUUUUGAUUUUCUCGUCGGUGUCGGUUUUAAAGCACGGACUCCUGGACAUGAUAGAGGAGCGUAGUUAACUAAACACGUGAGUCUUGUGUGAUACAACGUGGACGGCGUUCAGUGCUUAAGGGUGUUCAAGGUGGAACCAAUGAAGGAAUAAGAAUGACACCACUGGACGGGUAGAGGAGGUUCGAGGAUUCUCGAGCUCGAGGAAGGUUUAAGACAUGCUAUGCGCCAGGAGAGUGGAAACAGAGAUUCCCGCGGAAGAUGACAGGGUUAAGUAGAUAAAAGAAACGGCUGCUGGGUUUCCAUCGACCGACGACGAUUCAUCGCGUUUUCCAUGCAGUGCACAAUGCUCUGCCACCGCGCCCUUGUCGUUCUCCUUGCAGUCAGCGUGCCAAUUGUGACGGGGCUCGAGCCAGACUUCGUAUACCCGUUGGAGAACAUAACGAUCCCGCAGGGUCGAGACGCAACCUUCACCUGCGUGGUGAGCAACCUCGGUGGAUACCGGGUGGCGUGGCUCAAAGCGGACACCAAGGCUGUCCUGGCGAUUCACGAGCACGUGAUCACGAACGACGCGCGUUUAUCAGUAACACACAGCGACUACAACACGUGGACGUUGAACAUUCGCGGGGCACGCCAAGAAGAUCGAGGCAUUUAUAUGUGUCAGGUCAACACGAAUCCUAUGAAGAGUCAGAGCGCGUUCCUGGAAGUGGUGAUACCGCCGGACAUAAUAUCCGAGGAGACCUCGAACGACCUAAUGGUACCCGAGGGCGGAUCCGCGAAGCUGGUAUGCAAAGCUCGCGGUUAUCCAAAACCUGACAUCAAUUGGAAGCGGGAGGACGGCGCCGAUAUUAUCUCCCGCGCCGGGUCGUCCGGCAGCAAAACAAAAAUGUCUAUGGCCGCGGGUGAAACGCUGACUCUGUCGAAAGUAACCAGAAGCGAGAUGGGCAGCUACCUAUGCAUCGCGAGUAACGGAGUACCACCAACAGUCAGCAAACGGAUGAUGCUGCACGUGCACUUUCACCCGAUGGUUCAAGUACCGAACCAGCUAGUCGGCGCGCCAACUGGAACCAACGUCACGCUGGUCUGCCUCGUGGAAGCUUCCCCGAAGGCCAUUAAUUACUGGACGCGCGAAUCAGGCGAGAUGAUAAUUAGCAACCAGAAGUAUCAGAUGUCCGAGGUGAAGACUUCCGUUUACGGCGUCCAGAUGCGGCUGGUGAUCAUGAAUUUCCAGAAACAGGAUCUCGGCGGUUACAAGUGCAUCUCGAAGAACUCGAUCGGGGACGCCGAGGGGAACAUUCGACUUUACGACAUGGAUCUACCAAAGCAUUCGAAGAAGUUUGGCGAUCGAAGGGGGGACGACGACACGAACGAAGCGAUCAGCGAUCGCGACCACAGACUGAAUCACGUUUACCAAGGUUCUUUACGGGAACCGGGUUCCACGUUGGAUCCGUACUUCGACGGCGACGAUGAAUCCUCGAUGACGUCCACGAUUCUACCACCCACCACUUGCAUCCUCCUGACAGUGUCUCUUCAAUUGCUAGCUUUCACGUAAGGACCGUUUUCUGAAAGGAAUGGACGUAAGAUCACUUCGUCGACGACGAUCAAUUAGUUUCUCCUCCCGUCAUUCAAUUAAUUGUUUACGAAAUCGUGAAAGAAAAAUGGAUUUAGUACUUCGAUGAUACCCUACAGGAUUCUGAACAG
This is a messenger RNA of Ceratina calcarata, 2032 nucleotides long. Its product is annotated as lachesin. NCBI's taxonomy places the organism in Eukaryota, Metazoa, Arthropoda, Insecta, Hymenoptera, Apidae. The record is from RefSeq and is a predicted model, not a curated record. The transcript has 9 exons. The coding region runs from base 666 to 1883 and encodes 405 amino acids. Gene Ontology annotation, cellular component: neuron projection.